GUUGGAAUGUGUGAUGAACCACUUUUGAUCCUGGAACCUCCAAAAGCCCAACCUCGAGUUUGGCACCAUACAGAUGGGCGUCAUUGAAGUCUUGGACUAAGUCAACUGGAUGAGACUUUCGUGUCUUUUUAGGAUAAAAUUACAACAAAAUAUUGCCUCACUCACGUUGAUCCAGCUUCAUAUAUAUAUAUAUAUCUCAGUUCCAUUUCCUACCAAAGCCCUUUCCAUUGAUUGAAAUAAUAAGAUCCUUAAAAAGGCAGUUCAAUUUUCGUGACAGAACGAAAGUUGUGUCAGCAGAGAUCGAGAAAUUUAAGGAGAGGGUCUUCUGCUCUGUUUUCGUUUCUCCUCCUCCGAAGAAAAUCCGAAAACCCAAAUACCAAGUGAUUACAAAACCCUAUUUUCUGUGGAUCCUUGGACUUUUACGUCUUCUCGUUCCCCUAUUUCCCGCGUAGAAAGUGGGAUCUGGGGCUUGGAUUUUUGUGGGCUAUUGGCGAUUUAUUCAUUUAUUCUUCUCUCUGGGUUCUGGUUUUUGAAUGAUUUGGUGGUAGAUUUAAGGAUGCAAGGUCUUGAGAAAUUGGUGAGUUUGCUUUGAUGGAGGACAUUCCGAGGCGGUAGAGAUAAGGAGGAGAGAGAAAGUGACAUUGAGAAAGGAUGGGUUCGAAGAUGGAAGGUCCUUCGGCGGCGGGGCCUGCCGUUCGUAGAGAUCCUUAUGAGGUAUUGGGCGUAUCGAGGGAUUCAUCUGACCAGGAGAUCAAGACGGCGUAUAGAAAGCUUGCUCUCAAGUAUCAUCCUGACAAAAAUGUCAGCAAUCCUGAGGCUUCGGAUCUUUUCAAAGAGGUUGCAUAUUCAUACAGUAUCUUGUCAGAUCCAGAAAAGAGAAGGCAGUAUGACAGUGCUGGGUUUGAGGCUCUUGAAACUGAUGGAAUGGAUAUGGAGAUCGAUUUAUCCAACCUGGGGACUGUCAAUACAAUGUUUGCAGCACUAUUUAGCAAGCUGGGUGUCCCAAUCAAGACUACAAUAUCUGCUAAUGUUCUAGAAGAGGCUUUAAAUGGCACAGUUACAGUCAGACCACUUCCCAUGGGAACAUCAGUGAGUGGAAAGGUUGAAAAACAAUGUGCCCACUUCUUUGGUGUAACGAUCAAUGAGCAACAAGCUCAGGCAGGGAUUGUAGUCAGAGCUACAUCAGCUGCUCAAAGUAAAUUUAAGCUACUGUAUUUUGAACACGAUGCCAAUGGUGGUUACGGGUUGGCUUUACAGGAAGACUGUGAGAAGACCGGUAAGGUAACAUCUGUGGGGAUGUAUUUCUUACAUUUUCAAGUGUACCGAAUGGAUUCGACUGUGAACACGUUAGCUAUCGCUAAGGACCCUGAAGCUGCCUUCUUCAAAAGAUUGGAGGGUCUUCAACCUUGUGAAGUGACUGAAUUAAAAGCUGGAACUCACAUAUUUGCUGUUUAUGGGGAUAACUUUUUUAAGCCUGCUUCCUAUACCAUUGAGGCUGUUUGUGCAAAGUCAUAUGAGGAUACUACUGAGAAGCUUAAAGAGAUUGAAGCUCAAAUUUUAAGGAAGAGAAACGAGCUUCGCCAAUUUGAGACAGAGUAUAGAAAGGCAUUAGCACGAUUUCAAGAAGUCACUAACAGAUACAGCCAAGAAAAGCAAUCUGUUGAUGAACUUCUUAAACAGAGAGAUACUAUCCAUUCUGCAUUUACCAUAGCCAGGGCAGUCACUACUGUUAACGGGAGCGGCAGUAGCAGCAGCUAUAGCAAAUUACCUGGAGAUGAGUCAAAGGGUGAGAGCCCAGGUGAUGAUGGAGCAGAUGGAAAGGAUAAAUCGUUGAAAAAGAGAUGGUUUAAUGUUGGCCUAAGAGGUUCGGAUAAAAAGCUUGGUUAAAAAUGAGUAUUUUUCCAGAUGCAACCAGUGUGAUUGGUAGGAUGUCAAGAUGCCUGUUGAAUUGCUGGAGUGGUUUUCAAUUCCGUCCUCACAUUCUUACAAAAAGGUUGUUUAUUUGCUUCCAGCAAAUUGUAGCCCUGUAUUCCUUUCAUUUGAUUUUUUGUUUUCUUAAACUUUAUCACAAUUUGUCAUGCAAGAUGUCUCAAUUUGAAGCACAUUUUAUCUUUAUCAAGCUGAGUUGAUCCUCAACUCCCAAAUUGUUCUUGUAGCAAUUUUAAUGUAUAGAGCUGUGAAAUAGUAGAAACAUUUUAUUCUUUUGGUUCUAUUGUAAUUGUAAUAAUAUAUACAUACUGGUCUUCCAGUUCCUGCUAA
Molecule: messenger RNA, 2259 nt
Organism: Macadamia integrifolia
Lineage: Eukaryota; Viridiplantae; Streptophyta; Magnoliopsida; Proteales; Proteaceae
Product: chaperone protein dnaJ 15-like
Exons: 11
Coding region: 652-1887 (411 amino acids)
Source: RefSeq, a predicted model, not a curated record